Maudiozyma saulgeensis is the source of this 1050-nucleotide messenger RNA. NCBI's taxonomy places the organism in Eukaryota, Fungi, Ascomycota, Saccharomycetes, Saccharomycetales, Saccharomycetaceae. The record is from the annotation of a GenBank genome assembly.
AUGACUAAGAAUUUAAUAUCCCAUGCUAAUAUAGCUGCUAAUAAUCCUCCAUGUGUGGAUUUUCCCGAUGGUGUCCAAUGGACGGAUUUUCCAGAGUCUCAACGUAAAACCAUUAUUGAAUGUUUAAUGGUGACUCAAAAUAAUAGACAAAAUGGAAAAUCAUAUGACCAUAUUCCUUGUAAAUUUUUCAAAAAAGGAAAAUGUCAAGCCGGUAGAACUUGUCCAUUUUCACAUAGAUUGGAUUAUGAUGAAGCUUGUAAGACUCCAUGUUUAUUCUAUUUAAGAGGUGAAUGUAAAUUUGGUGACAAAUGUUUAAAUUUACAUGAAAAAUUACCAAAAAAUGGAAUUAAAGCAUUAAAUUCAAAUCAGAACAAUAAUAAUAAAUGGAAUAAUUCCGAUAUUAAUGGGAAUGCCAAUCUAACAACACCUACAAGUGACGCUAAUUAUAUUAUCGCAAAUGGAAACCAUAAUGGUACUCUGACUAAGAAUUUUACUCAAGUGAAAUCAUCUGAGCCAAUUUAUAAGGAUAAUAUUCCAAGAUACCAUGAUGUUAACUGCAAUGGACAAAAUGCUGGUCGUUCCGUACAAGAAUCAGCCCCGAUCACGUCCAAUGGGUUUUCUAAUUUGUCUUCAGAGAAUUCAAACAAUUAUGAAGGUUCAACUUCAAAUCCAUUUCCUAGUCAACGUUCUACUGUCAAUCUAGGAAUGGAUUUGGAGACUUCGAUAGUUCCACGUUCGAAUAUUUCACCAGAAUUAGAAGAUUCAAUUUCGAAACCAGUUUAUAAUUAUUUUGCAGAACCAGAAGGUUUCCCAAUUUGGAGUAAAAGCUCAGGUGCUGCUGUUGUUGGAGCUAAUAAUACACAUGGUAAGACAAAUUAUUAUAAUACGAAUUAUUUUGAUUUCAACGAACCAAUUACACGUCCCUUACAUACUACACCAACAGGGGUUUACGAUGGUAAUUCAUUCAUGAGAAAACCAACAUCGCUAGCUAUUGGUGACGUUAAAUAUUUCAUUAAUGGUAGUAACCAAAAUACCACUAAUAAAAAUUAA